GAGGGCGGCGCCGGGCCGUGAGGGUGGGUGCGGGUGCCGGGACGAGGGGCGGAGCUGGGAGAUGGCGUCUGGAGCGGCUCGCUGGCUGGCUUUGGCGUCUGUCCGAUCCGGGGCUCUCCGGAGGGGGCCGAGCUGGAAGAAAGGUGGAGAUGUCUCCGUCGUACAAGGCACAUCAGGUCCGAACCUGGUACCAUCUAGGUCAGUCAUCGUUACCCGCAGCGGCGCCAUUUUGCCCAAACCUGUGAAAAUGUCCUUUGGCCUCCUCCGUGUGUUCUCCAUUGUGAUCCCCUUUCUAUACGUCGGGACGCUCAUAAGCAAGAACUUUGCUGCUCUACUAGAGGAACAUGACAUUUUUGUCCCAGAGGAUGACGAUGACGACGACUAACAGGGCAUGGAGGGAGAAAGGAGAAAGCACUGCUGAAGAAAUGGUGACGCUCUCAGCCUCUCCUCCUUCCCUAUCAAGUGUGGGUUUGGAAAAGACCUCAGCCUUGCCUCCUGCAUGGUCCAGAAACACAGCCCAGAUCCUGAGGCUCUGGGAGAGGUCCCCUGAGAUAUGCUGUGCACUGCACACUAUAAAAGCACCAGCCAGAUUGUGAAUAAUUAUAAUAAACAUCAGCUGUGUGUGACUUAGAAAA
Dipodomys ordii (Ord's kangaroo rat) is the source of this 635-nucleotide messenger RNA. It is a transcript of the gene Smdt1, whose product is annotated as single-pass membrane protein with aspartate-rich tail 1. The record is from RefSeq and is a predicted model, not a curated record. NCBI's taxonomy places the organism in Eukaryota, Metazoa, Chordata, Mammalia, Rodentia, Heteromyidae. The transcript has 3 exons. Gene Ontology annotation, cellular component: uniplex complex; mitochondrial inner membrane. Bases 62 to 385 code for a protein of 107 amino acids. Gene Ontology annotation, biological process: mitochondrial calcium ion homeostasis; calcium import into the mitochondrion.